Antechinus flavipes (yellow-footed antechinus) is the source of this 2632-nucleotide messenger RNA. It is a transcript of the gene RIOX1, whose product is annotated as ribosomal oxygenase 1. NCBI's taxonomy places the organism in Eukaryota, Metazoa, Chordata, Mammalia, Dasyuromorphia, Dasyuridae. The transcript has a single exon. Bases 61 to 2577 code for a protein of 838 amino acids. The record is from RefSeq and is a predicted model, not a curated record. Gene Ontology annotation, cellular component: nucleolus. Gene Ontology annotation, molecular function: histone H3K4 demethylase activity; histone H3K36 demethylase activity.
AGCCGGAAAGGGAGGAGCCCCGCCAGCUACAAAUUUAUUUAUUUUUUUUAAGUCGCCAACAUGGACGGCACACGUGUGUCCGCUUUAGCUAUCUACCGCUUGCAGGAGCACGCCGGCAUCAUCAAGAAAGAGAUACCCAGUCGACUGCAGAAGCCGAGAAAAGGACAUCUCCUGUCUCUUUCCAAAAACAUUAAAAAGAAGCAAAAACAAAAGGAGAAGAAAAAGGUGAGCCUGAAUAAGGGAUGCUCCCAGGUAGGGACAGAGGGGCCCGAUCCUUUGCCAAAAGAUAAUGACUUUAAAGUGGAAGGGCAGCCCGAGGCAGGAGCCCCACAGGCUAGUCCGCUAGUAGCCGAAGUAGAAAAACGGAGCAGGAGCCUUAGGAGGCAGAAAGCCCAGACUGAGACCGCAGAACUCGAAAGGGUGUUGCCCUCGACGGCUCGGGCUGAAGAGGAGAGGGAGGAGGAAUCGGUACUUGCAUCUGCGGCAGUAGGGAAGCGGAGCGGGACCUCUAGCAAUCAGAAAAUCAAAAGACAGACGGAAGAGCCCGAAAGGGUCCAGCCUCGGACUCAGACGGUUGUGGUGGAAGAGGAGAGAGAGGCGGGGCCUUCUGCAGUAGUGGAGAAAGAGAGCGGGGUCUCAAAGAAUCAGAAAAGCAAGAAAAAGGGUACUUUGUCUCAGACGGCUCAGGGAGGAGAGGAGAGAAAAGUGGAACAGACUUCUGGGGCAGUGGAAAAACUGAGCGAGGGUCCAGGGAAGCAGCAAGUCAAGAGAGAGACGGCGGAACCCGAAAGGGUCCUACCUCCGGCAGGGUGGAGAGAAGAAGGGAGAAAAGUGGAACAGCUUCCUGGAACUGCAGAGAAACUGAGCGAGGGUCCAAGGAAGAAGAAAGUCAGAAGACAGGCAGCAGAGCCCGAAAGGGAUCUACCCCCGACGGGGCGGGUAGAUGAGGACAGGGAAGUGGAGCCGUCUCUUGGGGCGGCAAAGAAGCAGAAAAUUCAGAGACAGGUAGCGGAACGCGUAAGGGUCCCAUCCCCAUCUCCAACCCCGACUCCUACUGUUGUUAUAGAAAAACUGAGCGGGGGCCAAAAGCGCAAGAAAGUCAAGAGAGACCUGGUGGUGGGGGACAAGAAGAAGGUGGAAGGAGGAGCCAAAGGAGAGCUGGUGGAAGGGCACAGCAGCUGCGGAGCGGGGUCCGGGGCCCCUUCCUUGCAGCAGGUGCUCCAGGAGCUGGGACAGAUUCCGCACAGCAAGCGUAGGGCCGCCCGUCUCUUCGAAUGGUUGAUCUCGCCGCUGUCCGUAGACCAUUUUUUCAGCUGGAUGUGGGAGAAGGACGCGGUGCUGGUGCGGCGGGGCAACCCGGAUUACUACCGGGGCCUGUUCUCCACGGCUGAACUGGAUGCGGUGCUGCGUGGGGAGGACGUGCAGUUCGGGCAGCACCUGGACGCCGCGCGCUACCGGAACGGCCAGCGCGAGACUCUGAACCCGCCGGGGCGGGCCCUUCCGGCCACCGCAUGGUCUCUGUACCGAGACGGCUGCUCCCUGCGCCUCUUGUGUCCGCAGGCCUUCUCCGCCGUCGUGUGGCAGGUGCUGUCUGUGCUCCAGGAGCAUUUUGGCAGCAUGGUAGGCGCCAACGCCUACCUCACGCCGCCGGACUCCCAGGGCUUCGCCCCUCACUACGAUGACAUCGAAGCCUUCGUCCUGCAGCUGGAGGGGAAGAAACUCUGGCGUGUCUACAAACCCCGGGAGCCGGUGGAAGAACUCCCCCAGUUUUCCAGCCCUAACUUUGGACCUCAGGGCUUGGGAAAACCCGUGUUGCAAGAGGUGCUGGAGCCUGGGGAUCUGCUCUAUUUCCCCCGGGGCUUUAUUCACCAGGCCGAAUGUGAGCCUGGGGUGCAUUCCUUGCACCUCACUCUGUCUACCUUCCAGCGCAAUUCUUGGGGGGACCUGCUUGAACCCCUGCUGCCAGCGGCUUUGCAAGCUGCCAUGGAGGAGGACGUGGAAUUCCGCAGGGGACUGCCUAGGGACUACCUAGAUUACAUGGGGGUUCAGCAUUCAGAAUCUGGGGACCCUCGUCGAGGUCCCUUCCUGGAGAAGGUGCAGAGAUUGCUCACCCGCUUGGUACAGUAUGCCCCUGUGGAUGCUGUGGCGGACCAGAGGGCCAAGGGCUUCCUCCACGACUGUUUGCCUCCAGUGUUGUCAGAGAAGGAGCGGGCACUGAGCGUGCAUGGGCUGCCUGCCCGGUGGGAGGCUGGGGAAGCUUGGGACGUGGGGGCAAAAAUUACCACCGAGACCCAGGUCCGCCUCCUUCGCCAUGGUUUGACUCGGUUAGUGAGCGAGGACGACAGCGUCCUGUUGUACUACACCGUGGAAAAUUCUCGAGUCUAUCAUCAGGGGGAGCCCAAGUACCUGGAGAUAGACUCCCAGUACACGGAUGCCAUCGAAUACUUGUUCAGUUCUUAUCCGGGUUUUGUGCAGGUGGGAGACCUGCCUUGUGAUAAUAGGAAGGACCAGAUUGCCUUAGUGACCAUGUUGUUUGAAAAGGGGCUGCUCAUCACCAAGAAACCUCUGACCCCAUAGGCAUUUCUUGUUGAGUCGAAGUGAAAAUAAAAGUAUUUUUGUUUCUACUCCCUUA